UUGUUCUUAUUGACGGCCGUGGGUCUUCAAAUAGAGGCGUAGCAUUUGAAUCCUACCUAAAAGGCCGCAUGGGUACUGUUGAGUUAGAGGAUCAGAUAGCUGGACUAAAAUAUCUGUCGUCUAAAAACAUGGGUGUUGACUUAGAAAGAGUAGCUAUAACCGGUUGGAGUUAUGGGGGGUAUCUUAGUUUAAUGGCACUUGCUCAGUAUCCUCAGUUUUUCAAGUUAGCCAUUGCUGGGGCACCUGUUACACAAUGGGAACUUUAUGAUACCGCUUACACUGAACGAUACAUGGGUCUUCCUGAAGAAAAUGUGGAAGGAUAUUACAGGGGAAGCGUGUUAAAUUGGGUGGAAAACUUUCCCGAUGAGGAACAUCGUCUUCUAAUCGCACACGGAAAAAUUGACGAAAAUGUACAUUUCAAAAAUUCCGAGUUACUGGUUUCUGCUCUGGACAAACACAAAAAACCACAUAAACUUCAGCCAUAUCCAACUGAACGGCAUGGUUUGAGACACGCGAACGCAGUAGAAGAUUUUGAGACGUUGAUGUUUUCCUGGCUGGUCAAUUAUUUGUGA
Acaulospora morrowiae is the source of this 572-nucleotide messenger RNA. NCBI's taxonomy places the organism in Eukaryota, Fungi, Glomeromycota, Glomeromycetes, Diversisporales, Acaulosporaceae. The record is from the annotation of a GenBank genome assembly.